Molecule: messenger RNA, 890 nt
Organism: Aethina tumida (small hive beetle)
Lineage: Eukaryota; Metazoa; Arthropoda; Insecta; Coleoptera; Nitidulidae
Product: loricrin-like
Exons: 2
Coding region: 28-753 (241 amino acids)
Source: RefSeq, a predicted model, not a curated record
UUCUGUGUUUCUUCUUCAUACUCAAACAUGAAUACCAUCGUGGUCACAGUGUUGGUUGCAACCUUUGCAGCAUACGGUAGCUGUGGAGGUUUGGGAGGACAUGGAGGUUACGGAGGUGGCCUGGGCGGUCUAGGCGGCCACGGCGGUCUGGGCGGAGGAUUCGGCGGAGGUUUGGGAGGAGGUCUCGGGGGAGGACUUGGUGGUGGCGGCGGCGGUGGCGGUGGAGCGACCGUCAACACGGUCGUCAACACCGUCGCGGUGCCAGUCGCACAACCCUACCCUGUAACUGUGACCAGACCUGUGCCGGUGCCCGUGCAAGUACCCUACACCGUGGAAGUACCACGUGCCGUCCCAGUGUCAGUUCCAGUCCCACAACCCGUGGAAGUACCAAGAGCCGUACCAGUCACCGUCACCAGACCCGUUCCAGUACCACAACCCUAUGAAGUGCCUGUACCAGUACAAGUACCGGUACAAGUACCAGUGCCCCAACCCUACACAGUCACAAUCCCCCAGCCCGUCGCCGUUAGGGUACCACAAACCAUCGUGGUGCCAGUGCCACAACCCGUGGUUGUAGGAGGAGGUGGUGGCGGUUUGGGAGGAGGAAUCGGCGGUGGUCUUGGAGGCGGCAUCGGUGGCGGAUUCGGCGGCGGCCACGGCGGAUUGGGAGGUGGUUUGGGUGGCCACGGUGGUGGAUACAGUUAUUCCAGUGUGUCUCUUGGUGGGCACCAAUACGGUAGCAGCUCCAAACACUAACUGCGAAUAGCUGGCUAACAUCCCCUACCAAAUAUCUCAUCUCAUCAUUUUGAUUUUCCCUUGUCAUCUCAUGUUUCCAUUUUUAUUGUGAUAUUUUGCUAGUACUCAAUGUUUCGUGUAUGUUUUUUAAUCUUGUA